Podarcis raffonei (Aeolian wall lizard) is the source of this 1470-nucleotide messenger RNA. Its product is annotated as growth-regulated alpha protein-like. Gene Ontology annotation, molecular function: chemokine activity; CXCR chemokine receptor binding. Gene Ontology annotation, cellular component: extracellular region. The coding region runs from base 72 to 371 and encodes 99 amino acids. Gene Ontology annotation, biological process: chemokine-mediated signaling pathway; inflammatory response; cellular response to lipopolysaccharide. The transcript is spliced from 4 exons. NCBI's taxonomy places the organism in Eukaryota, Metazoa, Chordata, Lepidosauria, Squamata, Lacertidae. The record is from RefSeq and is a predicted model, not a curated record.
CUCAGAGCGUCUCGGCGGCCGCUGCAGCAUCACGUCGAGGAUCCGCAUCGGCUCUGAGCGCGUUGGCAACAAUGAAUCCGUGCCGUCCAGUCCCCUGCGUGGCCGCCCUGCUGGUCUUCCUGCUGCUAGCCGGGAGCGCUUCGCACAGCCAGGCUGCUCCUAUGACCGGGGAGCUACGGUGCCAAUGCAUCCAAACGGUCUCCCGUGCGAUUCCACGCAAGCAAAUUGCUUCCGUCAUUCUCCUCCCCGAGGGACCUCACUGCGUCGUUCCUGAAGUCAUAGCCACCCUGAACAAUGGGAGGAAAGUCUGCCUGGACCCCCAAGCGCCGUGGGUCAAGCUGAUUGUCAACAAGAUUAUGGCAAAGCCCUAACACAACAAUCUGCGAAAAAUGCUUUGGGCAUGUUGUACGGAGCGGUUGUGGAAAGCCUCUGGUUAGAGAAGCAGGAAGUUGAGCACCUUAAGAACUGAACCACUUUACAACUAUCCACUCGUAUUUAUUAUCGAAACUGAUCGGAUUGUAUUUAUUGCUACCUGUAGCUAUAGCCGGCCGCCUGAUGGAUUCAGCACGCUAGAUGCCACUGUUAUGUAUUCUGCGAAGCCAACUGAAUGUACACUGAGCACUGUUUCUGCAAUGGGGGGGGGGGAUAGAAAUAUUCUCUAUUAAGUACAGUGGUACCUCGGGUUACAUACGCUUCAGGUUACAGACACUUCAGGUUACGGACUCCACUAACCCAGAAAUAGUACCUCGGGUUAAGAACUUUGUUUCAGGAUGAGAACAGAAAUCGUGCUGCGACAGUGGGAGGCCCCAUUACCUCAGGUUAAGAACAGUUUCAGGUUAAGAACUGACCGCCAGAACAAAUUAAGUUCUUAACCUGAGGUACCACUGUAUAUCGAUAAAAUGCCAAAGAGUGCCAUUCAGCUAAUAGUAUUCUGGGCAGUCCCUGCUGAAAUGAAUGGGUGCGGCACAAGAGCCCUGGCACGUUUUUUAUUACACGUAUAUUCAUAGAAUUGUGGAGUUGGAAGGGACCCCGUGGGUCAUCUAGUCCAACCCGCUGGAAUUCAGGAAUCUUGCCCACAGCUGUCCCUGGGUGGGCUUGAACCACUAACCUUCUGGUUUAUAGCCAGACACACUGGCCCAUUGCUGUGAAGGUACAACACAGAGAUAUUACUCUGAUAUUAUUGCUGAAAACCUGGCUAUGAACCUAUGGAAUGAAUUUUGCUUCAUGAACUUUGCUUAAUGAGUAUAUUUAAAUAAGGAUUUUUUUUAUUUAAAAAAACCUUGUAAAGAACAGUGAUGUUCUAUAUACACUUGGAUAUUUCAUGUCUUCAAUGUAUGGCAUACUGCCAUGUUGUUUUUUUAGGGAAUGAGCAUUUUAGCAUUGUGUCUCUGGAUCAUAAAUUCCUUUUCUUAUCUGUUUAACUGUGGAAUGCCACACAUUCUGUAAAUAAAAUGUUGUUUUUUUGCUAAU